AUGGGUGGUGCAUUCAUUAUGCAACAUUGUCAUUUAUAUGGUCUCAAUUCUUUCUUAAAGGCUAUGAACGCAAAGUAUGGAAAACAUACAAUGGAUAUCCAUAUUUGGGCAAAGAAAUUUAUCGAUCCAGAUGUUGUAUUAGUCAAACUAUCAAUUUCAUUGUUCGCUUUCUCUGAAAAUACUUGUUGUUAUUAUUCAAAUACCUUGAACAAUUUAACAAAUUCUAUUGAUAUUUUAAAGAUUCAAAAUAAGUAUGCAGAAGUAACAUGGAAAUAUCUUCUCUACACAUAUGGUCACUAUGAAGCUGUGAAACGAUUUCUUAAUAUAACUCUUUGGCUUGCUGCUAUGAAUAUUUUAAUAGUUCAUAAUCGAACUCUGAAAGUACAUGUUCAUGAUAUUGAUUCAAUUGUUGAACAAACUGAACUGACACUUAUAUUAGAUGAUGCUGAUGAAAUAAUUGAAACAAAUCAGUAG
Rotaria sp. Silwood2 is the source of this 474-nucleotide messenger RNA. NCBI's taxonomy places the organism in Eukaryota, Metazoa, Rotifera, Eurotatoria, Philodinida, Philodinidae. The record is from the annotation of a GenBank genome assembly.